AUGGCCUUGAGAAACCACAGCGCCAUCACGGAGUUCAUCCUCCUUGGGCUGUCGGCUGACCCCGAAGUCCAGGCGCCGCUCUUUGCGCUCUUCCUGGGGAUUUACCUCCUGACCGUGAUGGGGAACCUGACGAUGCUGCUGGUGAUCAGAGCUGAUUCCCAGCUCCACACACCCAUGUAUUAUUUCCUGAGUCAUCUCUCCUUCCUGGAUCUUUGCUUUUCUUCAGUCACUGUGCCCAAGCUUCUGGAGAACCUCCUGUCUGAAAGGAAAGUCAUCUCAAAAGAGGGCUGCCUGAUUCAAGCUUUCUUUGUGUUUGCCAUUGGAGGAACAGAAAUUUUCCUGCUGUCUGCCAUGGCCUAUGACCGCUAUGCUGCCAUCUGCCACCCUCUGCUCUAUGGCCAGAUGAUGAGCAGCCAGCUGUGUGUAAGGCUGGUAUGGGCUUCAUGGAGCCUGGGUUUCCUGGAUGCAGUUAUCAACAUCCCCCUGGCUAUGAACUUGAACUUCUGUGAAGCCCAUACCAUCUCCCACUACAGCUGUGAGCUACCCUCUCUCUUUCCUUUGUCCUGCUCUGAUGUCUUCAGCAAUGUCACGGUCCUGAUUGCUUCCACACUCUUGCAUGGCUUUGGUACAUUCUUCCUGAUCUUCUUCUCUUAUGCCCGUAUUGCAACCACCGUCCUGAGCAUCAGCUCCACCACAGGCAGAAGCAAGGCUUUCUCCACCUGCUCCUCCCACCUCACCACAGUGAGCUUCUUCUAUGGAUCAGCUUUCCUUCGUUAUCUCCUGCCAACUUCAGGCUCGCCGCUGGAGCUCAUCUUCUCCAUACAGUAUGGCACAGUCACUCCCCUAGUGAAUCCCCUCAUCUAUAGCCUGAAAAACAAAGAAGUAAAGGCGGCUCUGAGAAGAAUGCUGGAGAAAUAUUUGCAAUGGCAUAAGUAUCAGGCUACAAAGAGAUGA
Molecule: messenger RNA, 954 nt
Organism: Prionailurus viverrinus (fishing cat)
Lineage: Eukaryota; Metazoa; Chordata; Mammalia; Carnivora; Felidae
Product: olfactory receptor 8S1-like
Exons: 1
Coding region: 1-954 (317 amino acids)
Biological process (GO): G protein-coupled receptor signaling pathway
Cellular component (GO): membrane
Molecular function (GO): olfactory receptor activity; G protein-coupled receptor activity
Source: RefSeq, a predicted model, not a curated record